This is a messenger RNA of Pseudozyma hubeiensis SY62, 1197 nucleotides long. RefSeq lists its product as hypothetical. Gene Ontology annotation, cellular component: nucleus; pericentric heterochromatin. The coding region runs from base 1 to 1197 and encodes 398 amino acids. Gene Ontology annotation, biological process: chromatin organization; negative regulation of transcription by RNA polymerase II. Lineage: Eukaryota; Fungi; Basidiomycota; Ustilaginomycetes; Ustilaginales; Ustilaginaceae. Gene Ontology annotation, molecular function: chromatin binding. The record is from RefSeq and is a predicted model, not a curated record. The transcript has a single exon.
AUGUCGUCCGUCGCGGGACCCUCAACAUCCACGCUAAAUGGUGCUGCGCCAUCGUCCGACGAUGACGUCCUCAUGGUCGAUUCCAACGGCGAUGCCAUCGCACCCGACUCUGCCGCAGCAGCCGAUGGUGACGAUGCAGCUUCCGACGAACCCGAAGACGAGUACGAGAUCGAAUACAUCGUCUCGCACUCGCAGGAGACCACCACCGCGGGCCAGCUUUCGUACUUUGUCAAGUGGAAGGGGUAUCCUGAUAGCGAAAAUAGCUGGGUGUACGAGUCGGAUAUGGGAGGAGCGCAGGAGAUGAUCCAGGAGUACUGGGCUAAAGUUCCGGGUAAGAAGGUCAAAAAGAUGGGUUCGAAGGGGAAGAAGGGUGGGGGUGGGAAGAGACAGUCGAGUGUUUCGCUUUCGAGUCCUGCGGCUAAGAGCGGUGCGGGUGCGCUGUCGGGUGGUGCGGGCAAGAGGACCUCGAGACGGGAAUCCACGCUCACGCUGGGGGAGACAUCGUCUCGAAGCACGAAACGCAAGAACCCGGACCUCGCCGCCUCCCGCUCACCCACCCCGGACGACGCCCUCAUCGACACGGAAAACGACCCCGCGCUCCUCCGCAUCCGCUCCGACCCCACCCUCUCGGACGAGCAACGCACGCUCCUCGAAGCCCAGCACCUCCACGCGAUCCAGCUCGACCGUCUGCGCAAGCGCUACGCGCGCAUCCCCGAUUGGGAUCCCAUCGUCAAGCGCGUAGAAGCCGUCGAGAAGAUGCCCAACAACAAGAUCCGCGUCUUCGUACUCUUUGAGAGCGGAGACCGGCUGGCGUUCGAGAGCGUGGUUGCGCACCAUCGAUGUCCGUUGAAGCUGCUGCAGUUUUACGAGGAGAAUCUGCGGUUCAAGGUGAGGGAUGAGGAGAAAGCGGUGGGCGAGAGAGGGCCACUGAGGGGGGAGGAGGAGAUGAGGGAGUUGCAGGAGUUCAAUGCCGCGCAGGUGGAGGGAGAGGGAGAGGAUGCGGGCGCGAACGGGGUCGAGACGCAAGACUCGCUGGCUAAUGGCGUCGAACCGGAGGAGAGCACAGUCGAUACCGAGCAGCAAGAGGUCGAUGCCGCUCCCGUCGAACCACUCAGCGCGGAGGCUGUCGCGACGUCCACAGCAGUGGCAGACGAAAACGGCGUCGUCGAAGAGCAGACCGAGGUCGUUGAGUCGUAG